AUGGAGGAAACACGGCUGCUUUUUCAUCAUUUUUUCAACUAUAAGGAUACACCAACUGAGAGGAAAAGAGAUGAAGAGGGAAACGACAAGAUGGUCAAGGGAUUGGCUUCUAAAAAGAAGCCAGUAUUCCUUCGUCUCAGGACCAAGCAAGCUAUGAUAAUAUCUGACGAAAUUGUGGAACCAAUCUUGGAACAGCAAGGCUCAUCAGAGAAAGCAACCGAUUUCGUAGCUGAAGAAACAAAUUACACAAGCUUACAGGAAAGCGUCAGUAAGGGUGAUUCCAUCGAGGUUUUCUCACUACAUGGAAGGCGAGUGGUUGAUAUAGGAUUUCUUUUCAAACAAAUCGCAGAUAUUUCCCACACCCGCCUUUUGAUUGCUCGUUUGCGGAUAUGCAACCCACCAAUGAGCUUUGAAGUCCAGGAUCACAUUUGGUUGUCGAUUGUGCAACAUGGAGAAAACUAUUGGUUUGGUGGAAGAUUGUAUCGAUGUCACAAAUACCAACGACGCGUUGCCAUAGGCAGCGAUAUCUACUGCUGA
Messenger RNA from Acanthoscelides obtectus, 537 nucleotides. Lineage: Eukaryota; Metazoa; Arthropoda; Insecta; Coleoptera; Chrysomelidae. The record is from the annotation of a GenBank genome assembly.